This is a messenger RNA of Strongylus vulgaris, 372 nucleotides long. The record is from the annotation of a GenBank genome assembly. Lineage: Eukaryota; Metazoa; Nematoda; Chromadorea; Rhabditida; Strongylidae.
AUGGUGCUCUUUUCACCUCGAAGAAAGAUGGCUACGAUCUUCCUACUGCUGUUAUGUAGCUGUGUUGCUGCAUUUAAGCCUAUCCCACUAGACAAACGAAUUCCAGAGUUUGCUUCGAAACUGAAGGGGAAAGAUCUUGUCAACUACAUCAACAACAUUCAAAAGCUCUUCACGGCAAAUGUCUCAAGAUUGCCAGACUCUCAUGUGAUGAGUUUGAACUUUUUACAACUUGAUCAAAAACUCCCUCGCGCAGAGGAGCUCAACUACGAUGGAGAGAUUCCAGAAAGGUUUGAUGCUCGAGAAAAAUGGCCUUGGUGCAGUUCCAUAAGAAUUAUCCGUGAUCAGACCGAAUGCGGUACCGUAUCUACUUAG